AAAUGGUGAAAUUAAUCUCUUAACAUGGUAUUAUUUUGGUGUCAAACGAGUGUCAAAAUUCGACUGUGUUUGACAUAAUCAGAAAAAUGGCUGGUGCGCUGGCUCGAGUAAUUCAAGGAACAAAAUCACAUUUAGGGCUUGUUGGUCCCUUGGUGAACAUCAGUAAUGUGCCGGUACGAUGCCAGCAAACGCAGGCACCACCCACCAAGAGCCAGUAUGGACCCUUGGCAGAUAGUGAUAGAAUCUUCACUAACCUCUAUGGUCGACAUGAUUGGCGAUUAAAGGGGGCACUUAGCCGCGGAGAUUGGUAUUUGACGAAAGAUAUUUUGUUGAAAGGCACCGAUUGGAUUGUCAAUGAACUUAAAACAUCUGGUCUACGUGGGCGUGGUGGUGCCGGUUUCCCCACUGGCAUGAAGUGGUCCUUCAUGAACAAGCCCUCCGAUGGUCGUCCGAAGUACCUUGUGGUGAAUGCUGAUGAGGGUGAACCAGGAACAUGUAAGGACCGUGAGAUCAUGCGCCAUGAUCCCCACAAGUUAGUUGAAGGUUGUCUGAUAGCUGGACGGGCUAUGGGAGCUUGUGCAGCUUAUAUUUAUAUCAGAGGGGAGUUUUACAAUGAAGCCAGUAAUCUACAAGUUGCAAUUGCAGAGGCAUACCAAGCAGGACUGAUUGGCAAGAAUGCAUGCGGUUCAGGCUAUGAUUUUGAUGUCUUCGUACACCGUGGUGCUGGAGCCUACAUUUGUGGCGAGGAGACUGCUCUUAUUGAGUCCAUUGAAGGUAAACAGGGCAAGCCACGUCUGAAGCCUCCAUUCCCAGCAGAUGUUGGCCUCUUUGGAUGUCCUACCACAGUCAAUAAUGUGGAAACGAUUGCUGUUGCACCAACUAUAUGCCGCCGUGGUGGCAAAUGGUUCGCCUCGUUCGGCCGGCCCCGUAACUCUGGCACGAAGUUGUUUAAUAUCUCUGGACACGUGAACACACCCUGCACAGUCGAGGAGGAGAUGAGUAUACCACUCAAGGAGUUGAUUGAGAGACACGCUGGCGGCGUCACCGGCGGUUGGGAUAACUUGCUCGCCAUCAUACCUGGAGGAUCUUCUACACCAUUGAUUCCUAAAGAUGUAUGCACUACAGCUAUAAUGGACUUCGACGGUCUCGUAGCGGCGCAAACGUCCCUCGGCACGGCGGCCAUCAUUGUGAUGGACAAGUCAACCGACAUAGUGAAGGCGAUCGCUCGUCUCAUCAUGUUCUACAAGCACGAGUCCUGUGGACAGUGCACGCCCUGCAGAGAGGGUGUUUCGUGGAUGAAUAAGAUAAUAUACAGGUUCGUCGAAGGCAAUGCGUCACCUAAAGAAAUCGACAUGCUGUGGGAGAUUUCCAAACAAAUUGAAGGCCACACAAUCUGCGCGCUUGGCGACGGCGCAGCGUGGCCGGUACAGGGUCUAAUCCGUCACUUCCGACCGGAGCUGGAGCGUCGUAUGCAGGAGUAUGCCGCUGCCAAUGGCCCAAGCAAAGCUGAGAGGCUCUACUAGCCUAGCACGAUCUUCAGCUACACUAGAACAUGCCUUGUUGACAUGAGAUUGGGCUGUAAUAUUGAAUUUUAGAGUAAUUUUGACGUAGGUAUAUAAUCGUGAUUCGGCAGUGAAAAUCGGACUUCAUUAUCCAGUAUGCAGAGUACUAGUAAAUGUUACAAAGUUUCAUCGUUACAAGAUACUGGCUUAGUAUUGUAUUAUAAAAACUUUAUUGUACAUACUUUAUAUGGAACACAUUAGUGAAAUGUAAUAAACAAUGGCGAUCUUAUCCCAUAGAGGUUUCUCUUACAGUCAACCUUUGAUAAGCUGUAAGUAAAACGAUAGAAUGUUCGAGGGUUAAAAAUUGUAUAUCUAAAGAUAAAAUUUAUAAUAUAGUACUUUCCUAGCUAGUACAAUUUCGACAUUAUUGGCAUUUCAAUGGCACUAUCAGAACAUCAGCCCAUUUUAGACUAGAUAUAUCCUUUGCAGCUAAUACCAGCAAAAUAAUGAAAAAAUUAGAUUUCUUUUUUAAAGAGUCAUAUAUUUAAACCCCAAUGGGAUUAUCAAACGAUUAAAAAUUGACAAGUAUAAAUCGUUUUACCUAGUGUAAAACGAGCUAGUGGUUACAGAAAUUUAUUCUAUUACAACAAAAUUCUAAAUAAGCACACUAGCUUAGUUAGGACUGUGCAAAUUGAAUAAUGUAAUGUCUGCUGUAUUAAACUAAAAGGGAUGUAACUCAACCUAAAGGUUUUGAAACAUGUAUAAAUUAUUUUGAAAACGAACCCGUUCUUAUCGUAAUUCAUUGUAUUAUUUAUUAUUAAUCUGAAGCGGUAAGCCUAAAUCACUAUCAACAAUAUUUAGUCUAUGGCCCAAAUAGUGACUCAUAUGAGUUAAAUAAAAACAAUAACAUGAUUUUUUUAAUUUAAUUGUACAAAAUAUGUUAAUAAAAAUACUAUAAAAAAAAAAA
This is a messenger RNA of Galleria mellonella (greater wax moth), 2469 nucleotides long. It is a transcript of the gene ND-51, whose product is annotated as NADH dehydrogenase [ubiquinone] flavoprotein 1, mitochondrial. Lineage: Eukaryota; Metazoa; Arthropoda; Insecta; Lepidoptera; Pyralidae. Gene Ontology annotation, molecular function: 4 iron, 4 sulfur cluster binding; FMN binding; NAD binding. The record is from RefSeq and is a predicted model, not a curated record. Gene Ontology annotation, biological process: mitochondrial electron transport, NADH to ubiquinone. The coding region runs from base 87 to 1523 and encodes 478 amino acids. The transcript is spliced from 8 exons.